This is a messenger RNA of Jaculus jaculus (lesser Egyptian jerboa), 1906 nucleotides long. RefSeq names its product transmembrane protein 196 (gene Tmem196). Bases 920 to 1477 code for a protein of 185 amino acids. Lineage: Eukaryota; Metazoa; Chordata; Mammalia; Rodentia; Dipodidae. The transcript is spliced from 5 exons. The record is from RefSeq and is a predicted model, not a curated record.
UGGAGAGCAGCCCAGAAGGGAGCGAGUGGGGGCGAUGCGGAGGUAGGGAUCAUUUGAAUUUCUGUGCUUAGGGUCCUGAGGCGGGACGGAUCAAGGGCCAGGCAAGAGUAUUGGUCCUAGAUCCAAAAAACACAACAGGCUUUUCCCCUCCUGGGUCAUUCUCCUAAAUCCCAAUGAGGUCAUAGCAAUGAAAGACAAUCAGAUCAAGAGAGAGGGGGAGGAAGAGGACGACGACGACGGAGAGAAAACCCAGACGGAAAGAGGCCAUCAGACAAGGUCGCUUUUCCUGGCGACACAGCAAUUGCGAGAAGCGUGGUGCUGAAUAUCAUCCGCCCGCUCUGGCUCCGCCUGGGGACCGAGCGACUCGCUGAAGCACUUUGCGUUUUCACGAAAACAAAGGAGAGGAGGCACGAGGAGCUGGCAGAGGGGAGCUGGGAGCACAAAUCCCCGUCACCUUGCAUCUCCGGGAAGCAAAGCUCCUGGCGGCACCGGGGAAGAGAAGGGAGCCUGAAAGGUCCCAGAAGCCACGAAGGGAGCGGGCUCUGCGCACGGAGCUGGGACGCGGCAGGACUCUGGACAGCGCCUGGAGAGCGGGGCUCCGGGGCUGCUCCGGGUCGUGGUCCUCCAGCUCUGCUCCCGUGUACCCUCUGGACCGCCACCCUCCCAGUCCAGCAAGAUCCGUCCGCUGUCCCGGAGUGAACGUGCCAGGGGCUGAAGCAGCUCUUUUGCCUCUGGUCUGACCAGGGACACCGUUCCCGUUCUGGAUAUCUUAGUCUUUGUGGAUAAUGUUUCACCGGUGAAGAAAGAAAAGUUUGGGGAUCUGGUAGGGGGAGCGGACUGGGGAAGGAGGACCUUGGAAGGAAGAAGGUGGAUGGGCGCUUUCCCUCUCUGAUCUGGAAGGAAUGAUGACCCGGGGAGGAUGUGCACCAGCGGCCAGAUCAUUGGGAGCCUCUUGGUGCUCUCCGUGCUGGAGAUAGGGCUGGGGGUGUCCAGCGUGGCCGUGGGGGCGGUCAGCUUCAGCCUGGCCCUCCGAGAGCACACGCCGCAGCUCGGAGACUCGUCCCCGGUAUGGAGCGGGGUGUGUUUUCUUCUGUGUGGCAUAUGUGGGAUACUGUGCGCCAAAAAAAAAUCAGGACUUGUUAUGAUCCUCUUUUCAGCAUGCUGUAUCUGUGGACUCAUUGGGGGCAUCCUGAAUUUUCAGUUCCUCCGGGCUGUCACUAAGAAGACCUCCUCCCUCUAUCCUCUGCAUCUUGCUUCCAUGUCUCUGGCAUGUAUUGGGAUUGGGGGCUGCACGUUGUCCUCCUGGCUCACAUGCCGUCUAGCCAGCUAUGAACAAAGGAGGAUGUUCUCAGAAAGGGAGCACUCCCUGCAUCACUCUCAUGAAAUGGCAGAGAAAAGAUUGAGGGCUAUUGAAAUAACCGACUUGCCCAGCUGCCCGGUGGUGCCCUCGACGCCAGAGUUACCUACAAGGAAAUGACAGACAACAUGAGCAAUGGAGGACCACAACUGAUAUUUAAUGGAAGAGUAUAAUCGGAGUUUAAAAGAACUGAACAUUUUUAGGAUGUUCAUGGGGCAAGGAGAUACCAGUGGAGCUAAAUUCAAGUAGUUCUUAUAUUUGCGGUUACCCUUCUUAGCUCUGCCUCACUUUCUCUGUAGCCCUUUCUAUGGAAUAAAAACUUCCUAGAAUGUUCUAGCUUAGUCACUUCAGCAGACUUACUAGAUUGUUCUAAAAAAGAUUUUCAGGAAAAAUGAAUUAAUAGAACAUAGGAAAGACUCAUAGUCUACACAAACACCAUUUGACUAGCAUGAGUAUUAUAUUUGUAAUUGCAUUCAUUUCACAUAAGUAAUUCAAAAGUUAAAAAAAAAAUAUUAAGAACUACCAAGGACUUAUUGAUGUCUUUGUUUU